Molecule: messenger RNA, 2187 nt
Organism: Symsagittifera roscoffensis
Lineage: Eukaryota; Metazoa; Xenacoelomorpha; Acoela; Convolutidae
Product: solute carrier family 7 member 14-like
Exons: 2
Coding region: 373-2076 (567 amino acids)
Biological process (GO): amino acid transport; transmembrane transport
Cellular component (GO): plasma membrane
Molecular function (GO): amino acid transmembrane transporter activity
Source: RefSeq, a predicted model, not a curated record
UUCAACAGCAGGCUGAAAAUAAAUAGAUGAAAAGUUUUAAUGCUUUUAACUACCACUUUCAGCUAUCAGUUUAUUAUGUAGCUCUUGAAAAAUCGUUUCAAUAAAAUGUGUGCGACAUAUGGUUAACACGCAUUGUUUUAUUUGAAUGAACUAUUUUUUUAAAAGAUAGCUGCAUGCUGUCAAAACAUCAUUCCAUGAUAAAUACAUUGAAGCAGACGUCACUUGAAGCCUCAGAGAUUGAAAAGCCAUGUUUUGGAAAUUUUAUUACAAUUGCCCUAGAUUUUUCAAUAUCUGUUUAUAGAGAAAGAAAGUAUUUCAUUUAAUUUUCUAGUCUUUAUUCCAAUAUCAGUAUUACAUACCAGUAAAAUAAGUAUGAUUUCGGCGCUCGGAUCGAGGUUGUUCCGGCGGAAAACACUCGAAGCCGACGUUAUGAAAACCGAGCUGAACCGAUGUCUGAAAACUUCCGACUUGGUUCUAAUCGGAAUCGGAUCUAUGGUUGGCAGUGGAAUGUACGUUCUAACCGGGGAAAUCACUCACACUACAACCGGACCUGCAAUCGUCCUCUCGUUCCUAGUCGCCGGGCUCGUGUCGGGUCUCUCGGCUUGGUGCUAUGCCGAGUUCGGAUCUCAAGUGCCGAAGGCUGGUUCGGCAUAUGUCUACACGUACUUGACAAUCGGAGAGUUUGCGGCUUUCGUGAUUGGCUGGAAUCUCAUUCUCGAGCACGUGAUAGGUGCGGCAGCUAUUGUUCGGGGGUUAAUGGGUUACAUCAAUGAGAUUUCGAACGAAUGGUUUGAGAACUCUCUUCCAGAAACUUUUCAGGAUCAGAAGUUUGAUCCCUAUACAAGCGUUAUUGUUCUGGUCAUAUGCUGUCUAGUUUGUCUAGGCGUAAAAGAGUCAGUCUUGGCCAACAAUUUCCUCACAUUAAUCAAUAUCUCAGUCGCUUUCUUCGUCAUCUUCGGAGGUAUCUAUUUCUUCAACUGGUCCAACUUCUCCUCGCCAGAUGGAUUCUUUCCUUUUGGUGUGGGGUCUAUUCUAGAUGGAGCAGCCCAGGCAUAUUUCGCCUUCGUUGGCUACGACUCAAUUGCAAUAGCAAGUGAAGAGGCUCUCACGCCUUCGUUUUCGAUUCCGUUCGCACUCGCUUUCGACGUCCUGUUUGUCGGCUCGUUGUACUGCGCCGUAUCCUUCUCGUUGAUUCUUCUCGUGCCGUACGAUAAAGUCGACGAAGACGCCGCCUUCGCUUCGGCUUUCAAGUACAAUGGGUGGCAGUGGGCAGCGUACGUCGUGUCUAUAGGGGCCAUAGCGGCCAUGACUUGCGCUAUGCUUGGAACUGUGUUCACGAUGCCAAGAUGCAUUUACGCUAUGGCCAACGACGGUCUGAUUUUCAGAUCCCUCGCCAAAGUCAGUCCAAAAACUCAAACUCCAAUUAUAGCCACAAUUCUGGGUUCUCUUGGGAUUGCAGUUUUUGCGUUCUUUUUAACCUUGAACGAACUUGCUGAAUUUAUGUCAAUCGGAACUUUACUCGCCUAUAUAAUAAUCGCCCUGGCUGUUAUUGUGCUCCGUUAUUCGCCAAACAGUUUGCUCAAACAUUCGGAUUUGGACUUGAGUAUAAAUGAAGGACCUCGCUUGGGAAAGGCUCAAAUAAACAGUCUUUCACUUUUUGUAGUUAUGGUUAUGGCCACUAAUCUUUUUAUUGCAUGUGCUUCUUGGGUCUCUGACGAGUAUUUAUGGCCGAUGGUUGCUGUUAUUUCCAUUUCAAGUAUUAUAACCUUUGUUAUUUUGAUUUACUUGGAUGCUAUUUCAACGGAAAACCCUAAUUUGAAUGAGUUCAGGGUUCCCUUUGUUCCUUAUUUACCUGGAUUGUCAGUAUUUAUUAACUUUCAACUCAUGACCCGGCUGAACUAUUUCACGUGGAUUCGCUUUGCCCUGUGGAUGCUGGUCGGUUUUGUAGUUUAUUUUCUAUAUGGAAUGCGCAAUAGCUCUUUGUGUCGAGAAAAAGUGGAAAAUAAUCAAAAAGUUUAUGGAUCGACGGAUGAAACCAAACAUCUGCAUGAAGAAUCUUCGAUUACGAGCGAGUAGAAUUAAUGCUCACGAGAGCUGCAAAAUCUAAAUUGGUGCACUUGAUUCCAAAUCAAAUGACCUUAAAUUGUAUUUAUUUAAUUAAUUCUUGAAAUAGAAACGUAUAUUUAA